AUGGGGCAGUAUGUGCGAAUCGCUGUGAAUUUUCCUUUAGGAACUUUACAUCUCGUUACUAUCCUCGCAGUAUUGAAUGCUCGAUCACGCGAGACGCCUGAUUUGCCGGUAUUUGAAGAGUAUGAAUUCGGUGCGGCAGGAUACAAAGCUGAACUAAACAAUGGCAUGAGCAAAGUCAACAUCGAAGGUUCUUUACGCAUAGGAAAUCCCUCAAUCAAGAUUCCUCCAAGAAUAUUGCGAAGAGAACCCGCAAUCACGGUCUUAGUACAACAGGAGACACACAUUAUCGGAAUUUCCGAAACCAACAGCGAUGAUCGAAAUUCCACGCUACGGCACCAUGAAGAUUCUGAUGAUACUGAAUUCCAUGAUAAAAUCCGAAUCGAUGCAAAUGGUAACCGUGCAUUUGGCUCGGUGGUCGCUCUUCUCAAGGAUACUUUCACGCCCCUAGUUACCCGGUUAGGCAAUACCAAACACCUCUCGUUUUUAGUAGGACACUUCCUACCGACACGGGCGUCCGCUCUUUAUUUCUCGACUACCACUGCGAUGGUUUUUAAUCUGAACUUGACAUUCGGAGCCGCCUAUGUUGGAGUAAUCUUAGCUGCCUUUGUGUAUGGGAUUGCAACUCUUCAAGCUUACACAUAUUGGCUAGAGCGCCGUCGUGAUAGUACGCUCCAGCGAUUCUAUGUCAUGCUGUUAUGGUCCUUGGAUACGUUCAAACUUAUUUGCAUUUGUCACAUGGAAUAUUUUUACGGGAUAAAAAACCAUGGGAACCCAUCUGCGCUGGCCAGGAGUACUUGGUAG
Molecule: messenger RNA, 801 nt
Organism: Rhizoctonia solani
Lineage: Eukaryota; Fungi; Basidiomycota; Agaricomycetes; Cantharellales; Ceratobasidiaceae
Exons: 10
Coding region: 1-801 (266 amino acids)
Source: RefSeq, a predicted model, not a curated record